AUAAAGUAAACCUUCCAAAGACUUUUCAUUGUCUUUGCCUCCGAGCGCUAAAAUUAUCUGAGAGCAGUCUCAAGUUACGGAUUGCUGAUUUGGGAGAGAAAGAGGUAGAAAAACCCUAGAUCGGAAUUAGAUUCUGGGUUCUUGGGAUUAAGAAGAGCAAGACGAUGAGUAGAAAUCCUUUCCUGGAUCCUACCCUUCAAGAAAUUCUUCAAGUGAUUAAACCCACACGAGCAGAUUGGGAUACGAGGAUCAGAGUCAUUGAUCAGUUGCGUGACGUCUUACAAACCGUAGAAUGCUUAAGAGGUGCUACUGUUCAACCAUUUGGAUCCUUUGUGUCAAAUCUCUUCACACGAUGGGGAGACUUAGAUCUCUCUGUUGACUUAUUCAGCGGUUCUUCCAUCUUGUUCACUGGAAAGAAGCAGAAACAAACUUUACUCAGACAUUUACUACGAGCACUGAGAGCGAGUGGUCUAUGGUACAAACUGCAAUUUGUUAUUCAUGCGCGAGUUCCCAUUCUGAAAGUCGUGAGCGGCCACCAGAGAAUUGCUUGUGAUAUUUCUAUUGAUAACCUGGAUGGGCUUUUGAAGAGCAGGUUCUUGUUCUGGAUCAGUGAAAUAGAUGGGAGAUUCCGCGACCUAGUUUUGCUAGUGAAGGAAUGGGCGAAAGCUCAUAAUAUCAACGACUCAAAGAAUGGGACUUUCAACUCUUACUCUCUCAGUUUGUUAGUCAUCUUCCAUCUUCAGACUUGUGUACCUGCAAUCUUGCCGCCUCUAAGAGUCAUAUAUCCGAAGAGUGCGGUUGAUGAUCUGACAGGUGUACGAAAAACUGCAGAGGAAAGCAUAGCGCAAGUUACUGCUGCUAAUAUUGCGAGAUUUAAAUUAAAUACAGCAAAAUCAGUCAAUCGAAGCUCGCUCUCGGAGCUUUUGGUCUCGUUUUAUGCAAAGUUUUCAGACAUAAACUUGAAGGCCCAAGAGCUCGGUGUUUGCCCAUUUACUGGAAGAUGGGAAAACAUAAGCAGCAACACUACAUGGCUGCCAAAGACAUACUCACUCUUUGUUGAAGAUCCUUUUGAGCAGCCGGUGAACGCUGCAAGGAGUGUGAGCCGUAGAAAUUUGGACAGAAUAGCUCAAGUAUUUCAGAUUACAUCGCGCCGUCUUGUCUCAGAUUGUAACAGAAACUCCAUCAUUGGGGUUCUGACAGGGCAACACAUUCAAGAGUCUUUGCAUAGAACAAUAAGCCUCCAUAGUCAACAGCAUGCAAACAGUAUGCACAAUGUCCGUAAUCUGCAUGGUCAGGCUAGGCAUCAGAACCAGCAAAUGCAGCAAAAUUGGUCACAGAGCUACAAUACCCAAAACCCACCAUAUUGGCCACCUCCAACACAAUCCCGACCACAACAGAAUUGGCCUCAGAACAACCUCAGGAAUCUUCAGGGGCAACCACCUGUCCAAGGCCGAACUUGGCCUGUAAUCACACAAACUCAAACGCAGCAGAAGAGUCAAUACAAGAACGGGAACCGAUCAUUGAAAAAUACAUCUGCAGGUUCAAGUCAGAAUCAGGGUCACAUUGGUAAGCCAUCAGGUCAUAUGAAUGGUGUGAACUCUGCAAGACCUGCAUCAAAAAUUCCAAGCCAAGGUGGACAGAUGUGGAGACCGAGACAUGAGCAGUAGAAUGAGUUGUGCAGACAUGGUUCAGAGAUACUCCUUCACAUAUUUUUGGAUGAUUUUGUAUUCUGACCUUCGGGCUUUUUUCUAUGGAUCCAUUUGUUACAAUCAACAGAUUUGCAAUAGCAGAAUGUUGUACUAAAAA
This is a messenger RNA of Arabidopsis lyrata subsp. lyrata, 1806 nucleotides long. RefSeq names its product protein HESO1. The transcript is spliced from 9 exons. NCBI's taxonomy places the organism in Eukaryota, Viridiplantae, Streptophyta, Magnoliopsida, Brassicales, Brassicaceae. Bases 165 to 1667 code for a protein of 500 amino acids. Gene Ontology annotation, molecular function: RNA uridylyltransferase activity. The record is from RefSeq and is a predicted model, not a curated record.